Molecule: messenger RNA, 1107 nt
Organism: Triticum dicoccoides
Lineage: Eukaryota; Viridiplantae; Streptophyta; Magnoliopsida; Poales; Poaceae
Product: acyl-acyl carrier protein thioesterase ATL3, chloroplastic-like
Exons: 5
Coding region: 82-714 (210 amino acids)
Cellular component (GO): chloroplast
Molecular function (GO): fatty acyl-[ACP] hydrolase activity
Source: RefSeq, a predicted model, not a curated record
CGGGUCUGGUGGCCAGGCCAGGCCAAGUACCCGUCUCCGUCCGCGCCGCACCGGCCCACUCAGCAGACGGACUCCGCCACGAUGUACGGCCAGAUUUGGCGCCUCGUCCCCAACGCCUGCUCGCCGCUCCAGCCGAUCCGCGCCGGGGCGGGAAGGGGCAGCUGGCCGGCCGGUCGCCCCGCGCCGCUCCGCCGGCCGGCGCUCGCCUCCGCCUCCGCCUCCACCCGAGGCCUAUGCCGCCCCCUCGCCGUCUCCGCCCAGUCGGCCAGCCUCGACGCCGGUGUGAGAGUGGAUAAGUUUUUCGAAGUUGAGAUGAAGGUGCGCGACUAUGAACUCGACCAGUAUGGAGUUGUCAAUAAUGCUAUCUAUGCCAGCUACUGCCAGCAUGGCCGUCAUGAGCUACUUGAGAGCGUAGGAAUAAGCGCAGAUGCAGUAGCUCGCAGCGGUGAGUCGCUGGCCCUCUCUGAGAUGCACCUCAAGUACUUCGCGCCUUUGAGAAGUGGUGAUAAAUUUGUCCUCAAGGUGAGGCUUGCAAGCAUCAAAGGUAUAAGGAUGAUAUUCGAGCACUGCAUUGAGAAGCUGCCUAACCACGAGUUGAUUGUGGAAGCAAAGGCGACAGCUGUUUGUCUUAACAAGGACUACCGCCCUACCCGUGUGCCUCCAGAGUUUCUGUCCAGGCUACAGCUGUUUUCAUCCAUGGACAAUAGUGGUUAAGCGACUACGGUGAUCGCAACAACAAUCUUCUGGGACGAUUCUGAUAGCGGCCAUGCGAUUAAGAGCUACGUUCAGUUUCUGUGUUGCAUCCAUGUAACUUAUGAAUUACUCCCUCUGUCCCAAAAUGCAGUCUCAAAAAACGUCUUGCAUUAUGGGGAGGGAGUAGUAUUUAACUUGUACUCCCUCCGUUCGGAAUUACUUGUCGUAGAAAUGGAUGUAUCUAGAUGUAUUUUAGUUCUAGAUACAUCCAUUUUCGAGACAAGUAAUUCCGAACGGAGGGAGUAGACAUUUGUAACCCAUGAUAGUAAUACUUUGUCCAAAAAUUGUUGAGUGGUACUUGGAGUAAAUGUAUACAACCUCUGUUUUUUUGGAAUUUGCAAAACGCCUGAAUUC